Molecule: messenger RNA, 711 nt
Organism: Spodoptera exigua (beet armyworm)
Lineage: Eukaryota; Metazoa; Arthropoda; Insecta; Lepidoptera; Noctuidae
Source: the annotation of a GenBank genome assembly
AUGGAGCGCAUCUCUUCGGUGCUGCCCGCUGUAGCUGCGGCAGCUGGUCGUGCCAAGGAGGCCCUCGUGGAUCCGGUACUGCGACUGCGGAAUAGACAAAUAGGGGAUGCACCGGAUUUUGAUAGACAGUUAGCGGACUACGCGCUAGAGUCAGCUGGGGCACGAAUCUUGGACACGGGAGAUACUGUGGAACAUAUGAAUUACGAAUCUCCAGUCGGUUGGGCAUUGCACGUAUUAACUGCUUGGAUGUGCCGUGAAUGUCUGGGCGCCAGAGCUAUGAUCAGGCCAGGUGUCCUGCCAGGAGAGUGCUGGGCCUUCAAGGGCUCCAGGGGAGAGGCCACGAUACGUCUGCUGGGCACAGUACGGAUCACCGGCAUUAGCAUCGAACAUAUACCACCGCACAUUGCGCCGACGAGAGAAAUAUCAUCAGCUCCACGCCUCAUUCAAGUCGAAGGCUUAGAGAAGCGCUUUGACCCGUACCCUCAUGACUACGGUAGUUUUGAGUAUGACAAGGACGGCAAGCCUAUCCAGUACUUUGAGGUGAAGUUUCCAUCUCCUAAGGGUCACCACCUUGUGAAAAUAAGGAUCCUUACAAACUGGGGCAACCCUGUGCACACCUGCGUGUAUCGUGUUAGGGUCCACGGAGAUCUUGUCAAUGGUCCUCGGACGCCUAUUGCUGAUGAUGGAGACAUGAGGAUAGAAAAUGAGUAA